CUUUUUUCUGACCCCAUACCUCAUGGAAGUGAAGACAUGGAGAUGUUUAGAGAAUGAAAAUUAAGUCUGUCCCCAAGGAUGGAAAAGCUUGUGAUGGGCCUGAGCAGGAUGCGAUGUGGAACUGACAGAAUCCUGAAGAACUAGAGCAAAAGCUGUCUUUGGGUCAUUGAUCAGCAAGAAGGAGGAAUGAGAAGUGGAUAACCAGAGCACUCUACCAGAGACCCUGAAAAACCAGGAGAAAUCCAGGAAGAUCACAAGCACAUGAGAUGCCUCUUCCCUGUCCAUUCCCCAACUCAGUGAGCUUCAGGAUGUCUGUGGCCUUGAAGGUCUGGGGGAUUGUGAAUUGUAUCAUGGGAAGCGCUCCUGAACUGGGUUACAGCAAAGGCAAGAUGGCGGACUGGGACACUAGCAACACCACGCUAGCCCCCUCCCCUCUGCCCAACAUCACCAGCCCGCACCGGUGUUUGCUUCUGCUCUAUGAGGAUAUCGGCAGCUCUCGGGUGCGGUACUGGGACCUCGUGCUGCUAAUCCCCAAUGUGCUGUUCUUCACUUUCCUGCUCUGGAAGCUGCCAUCAGCUCGGGCCAAGAUACGUAUCACCUCCAGCCCCAUCUUUACCACUUUCUAUAUCCUGGUGUUUGUGGUGGCCCUGGUGGGCAUCGCCCGGGCCGUGGUCUCUAUGACAGUCAGUACUUCAGAUGCAGCAACAGUGGCCGAUAAGAUUUUAUGGGAAAUCACUCGCUUCUUCCUUCUGGCCAUUGAACUGAGCGUGAUCAUUCUGGGCCUCGCCUUUGGUCACCUGGAGAGUAAAUCCAGCAUCAAACGCGUCUUGGCCAUCACCACGGUUCUGUCCUUGGCCUACUCCGUCACUCAGGGGACCCUGGAGAUCCUGUACCCGGAUUCCCACCUCUCCGCCGAUGACUUCAAUAUCUAUGGGCACGGUGGCCGCCACUUCUGGCUGGCCAGCUCCUGCUUCUUCUUCCUGGUUUACUCUCUGGUGGUCAUUCUCCCCAAGACGCCCCUGAAAGAUCGGAUCUCGCUGCCAUCCCGGAGGAGCUUCUAUAUAUAUGCUGGGAUCUUGGCCCUGCUGAACCUGGUCCAAGGCCUGGGCAGUGCCCUGCUCUGCGUGGACAUCAUCGAGGGCCUCUGCUGUGUGGACGUGACCACCUUCCUCUACUUCAGCUUCUUUGCCCCCCUCAUCUAUGUGGCCUUCCUCAAGGGCUUCUUUGGGGCCGAGCCCAAGAUCCUGUUCUCGUACAAAUGCCAAGUGGACGAGGCAGAGGAGCCCGACGUGCACCUGCCCCACCCGUACGCCGUGGCCCGCCGGGAGGGCCUGGAUGUGCCCGUGGGCUCCUACUCCAACACGCAGAUCGACACGGCCGCCUACCUGGACGACGUGGCCUCCAUGCCCUGCCACGUGGGCAGCAUCAACAGCACCGACAGCGAGCGCUGGAAGGCCAUCAACGCCUGAGGCCUCUCCCGGCCUUCUCUCUCCCCUCCAGAGAGGGCGGCUCUGGGCUCCCCGGCUUCUUCCUCCCCGAGAGCAGCCUCGCCCCAGGGCUGUCACCCCUCCCUGCCUUGGCCAAAGCGGCUGGGGGCCCUGGGAGAGGCCGGAGGCAGGGGCGGGGCCGGGGGCGCAGGCCCCAAGUGUAAUGUCUCCGGGGCUCGGGAAGCCUUUGCUUUGGGGGAGGAGAGGAAGCCGGAGGGAAAGAACAGGCUGACGGCCGGGGCUAGGAGACUGGGAGAGGGCAGCCCCGGGUACAGCAGCCCCGAAGGAGGGGGCAGAGGCCCGGAGCAAGCUAGGACAGAGCUGGCCAGAUGAAGAGGAGAAAAAGGCCCGCUGGGAGUGGGGGCCGUCUGGGAGAGAGCUCUUCGCCCCCGGAGCUCGAGCCUUCUGGGACUGGGCCGAGGUGGCGGCCGCUUGUAUGUCUGAGCCUGAGCUGGACCCUCUUUGGGACAAGUCUCCCCAUGCUGCUAAACCCAGGGCCCUGAGCCUCCCGGAGAGCCAGACAGCGCGGGCCGGGCCGGGGGCUGUGUCGGGAGGAGCUUCUUGGUCUCUUCUCUCCUUUGAGAGAAGCAGGACCCAGAGGAGUCGUGGGAGGGAGAGAGAGAGAGUGAGUGUGUGAGUGUGAGUGUGAGUGUGUGUGUGUGUGUGAGUGUGUGUGUGUG
Messenger RNA from Antechinus flavipes (yellow-footed antechinus), 2167 nucleotides. It is a transcript of the gene TPRA1, whose product is annotated as transmembrane protein adipocyte associated 1. The transcript has 11 exons. Gene Ontology annotation, molecular function: G protein-coupled receptor activity. Bases 267 to 1469 code for a protein of 400 amino acids. Gene Ontology annotation, biological process: G protein-coupled receptor signaling pathway. Gene Ontology annotation, cellular component: plasma membrane. NCBI's taxonomy places the organism in Eukaryota, Metazoa, Chordata, Mammalia, Dasyuromorphia, Dasyuridae. The record is from RefSeq and is a predicted model, not a curated record.